AUGAUCACUCUUCCAGGCGUUGGCCGCUUCAAUCAAUACGUCAAAUACGACUUUGCGAAAUGGACAAAUUUUCCACAAGGCCUUUCUAUCAGCGACUACGGCAUCACUGCUGAUCCCAACGACGACGAACAUCCUUUCGAUCAGUUCUACGGGCCCAACAAUGUGAUUCUGAAGAGAGGUCGGCCGUUGCAGUUGAGAGUUCCUGGUGGUCAGACCAAGUCGCCUAUUCAAGGCGCUGAGAUUACGACCGCUUAUAAUGAUGUUCUGUAUGCUUCCGUUCGUACGGUAGCGAAGGUUAGCAGUGUGCCUGGGACGUGCAAUGGCUUCUUCUUCUACCAUUCCGACCAGCAAGAGACAGAUAUCGAGAUCCGCACGGCUUUCCAAGACCAGAUCUUCCUCACCAAUCAGAAGUCCUCCGCCAGAGCUGUUGAAUCGACAUUCGACACGGCAGCUCCUCAGAACAUGAGCGCUGGCUUCCACGAGUAUAGAUUCGACUGGUUGAAGGGCAUGACCAAGUUCUACGUGGACGGAAAAUAUGUAGGGCAGUUGAACAAGAAUGUCCCGAAAGUGCCUGGAAGCAUGGUUUGGAAUAACUGGGCGAAUGGUGGUAGCUGGAGUGGUGGACCACCCAAGCAUGACAAUAUUCUUAAGAUCCAGAGCAUCGAGAUGUGGUACAACCGAACCAGCAUCACUGGAGUGAACUGUAAAUGA
Messenger RNA from Aureobasidium melanogenum CBS 110374, 711 nucleotides. RefSeq names its product concanavalin A-like lectin/glucanase. NCBI's taxonomy places the organism in Eukaryota, Fungi, Ascomycota, Dothideomycetes, Dothideales, Saccotheciaceae. The transcript has 3 exons. Bases 1 to 711 code for a protein of 236 amino acids. Gene Ontology annotation, biological process: carbohydrate metabolic process. The record is from RefSeq and is a predicted model, not a curated record. Gene Ontology annotation, molecular function: hydrolase activity, hydrolyzing O-glycosyl compounds.